Molecule: messenger RNA, 6213 nt
Organism: Monosiga brevicollis MX1
Lineage: Eukaryota; Choanoflagellata; Craspedida; Salpingoecidae
Exons: 18
Coding region: 1-6213 (2070 amino acids)
Biological process (GO): translation
Cellular component (GO): ribosome; mitochondrial small ribosomal subunit
Molecular function (GO): RNA binding; structural constituent of ribosome
Source: RefSeq, a predicted model, not a curated record
AUGAUUGGAGCCCCUUCAGCAAGAGAAGCAUCCCUCAUCAAGCCUGACCCGGUCAUUAUUUAUGACGUGAUUCUCCCCAUCACGGCCAUGGCUUCUUCCCUGCGAGACCGCUGUGCACUUGCGCUGGACAAUAUUGGUCAGGAACUGGCAACGCUGCAGCGCGAAAAUGGCGAGCUCGACCAUCGACUCAGGGAACUCGAAGAUGCCCUUCAAACCUUGCCCGUCUCUGCUCUCUUAGAUCCCAAAGAGGUGUAUGCGUUGACCAAAGAAGAGCUAGUACAGGCUCACUUGCGCCUGCGCCAGCGCCGGCGACUCGAAGAGCUGGCCAACGCCGAACUGCAGACGCGACUCACCCACGCCCAAAACAUGCUCAUCGAGCAGAACGAGGCAGAGAAGCGCCUGCUCGAGCUGCAGCAUGCCCACCUGGCCCAGCAACAGUUCCAGGCAUCCGUCUUGACAAGCAUUGAAGAAGGGAGCAUCUACAAGCAAGCUUGUCGCAUGCAGGAAAAGGCAAUUGAGAGCCUUGAAACCCUGUUAGAUCGCCUUCGUGCGGAUAUGGCCUUGCGACUGCAAUCUGAUGUUCCAAGUCCGCUCUUUGAGCGUCUCGAAGAAGAGUUGGCCAAAGUGGAGCGCGUUGUGCGAGUAACCGCACCAGCAACAGGGUCUUCACCUAGUUCAGCUGAAUCAAAGCUCAAGCUCAACGCACAGGAAGAGCUGCAGGGCCGUACCCAAGAGAUGCAUCGACUGCAGCAGGAACACCGUGCCCUCCAACAAUCCUUACAAGUGCUCUAUGAGCAGGCGGACAGCGGCCAGGACCCUGCAGAACAAGUGCUCCGGUUGCAGUCCGAGGUAGCCGCUCUCGAGUCUGAGCUUACGGCAAUGGCCCAACAAUUUGCAGACGAGGAGCUGGAACUCGAGAUUCAGUUGAUGGAGGCCCAACUUGAAAGUGAGGCCUCGGCCAUCGACAUAUCAUCUCUCCCCACGACUGAGGCCCACGCCCAUCUAGCGCUGGGAGCGGCCGCCCCUUGGCUGGAGCAACCUGCGCCUCGAAAACCCUCCCUUUCAAAACCAGCGCGACGUCAUGAUUCUUUGGUCCUUCAAACACUCUCUAACUCUCUCUCUCUCAAACUCUUUCUCUCUCAACUAACUCCUCUCUCUCCCAAACUUUCUCUUUCUCUCUCUUUCUCACUCUCAAACUCGCUUACAUUCUCUCUCUCAAAAACCUCUCUCUCAAACUUUCUCUCUCAAACUCUCUCUCUCUCAAACUCUCUCUUUCUCUCUCUCUCUCUCUCUCAAACUCUCAUUUCAUUUCGUUGCGCCAACGCGCCUUUCACGUCCACACCUCAGACGAGCCCAGACACUGCAGCAUCCACACAGUCUACGAGCACGACCUCAAGCUCCACGCAUGUUGCUCCCACCAGCUCUACAAGAAUCAUCACCGCCCCUGCCAACAUUCGCGAAGCCUACCGCGUUCUUGACAACAGUGCAAUUAACAUGCGUGGUUCCUCCUACUACGUCAACUACAAUACUGUCUCGGGCACCGUGGAUGAAUGCAUGACGUCCUGCUUUGAGGACGACACAUGCCUCUCUUUUGACUAUGACAAUUCAGAUGGCGUCGGAUGGAUGCACCGAGUGCUCGCUCGUUGUGCCAGUGGGGCGGGCGCCUCGUUUCUGAAUGGAACAAGCGAUUCCACGCAGUUUUUUGAAAAACUUCCCGCAUAUUGGACAGGCGCACUUUUAGGCUCCCUGUUGAUUGCUGUUGUCUUGAUUUUCGGUGCCGAAACGUGGCGCUCGCACCUUCGACGUCAAGCUCAGCAAGAGCGUCGCGCUCAACGAUGGGCCGCCUGCUCAGCCCAACCCCCGACCACCUCGCAAGCCUGCAUCAAGGUGGGCGCUGCCCUUCGCCGAGCCGAAAAGGAGAAGCGCGACUACUACACCGGUUUCAACCAUGGAAAAACUCUGAUCGUCCCUGCGGCGAUGACGACAACCGGUGGGUUCGCCUCCUCCUUUGUGGAUCUGCUUGGUCAGCUCGCCCGCUGCGCCGAGGCCCGUGGUGUGUACCAGCCGGGGCUGGAUGAGGCCUUUGUUCCUCGGUGGAAGGGUCGCUUUGCGGCGCUGGCUCGUGCCGUGAUUGGUAAUUCUGAGGUUCAGGCCGUGCGCGACCUCUUGGUACCGCCCGGGCUGACCCCGUACAUUGCUUCAACACCCGCCUCCACGUCUACACUGGCACCAGCCACGGCUGCGAGCUCCCCAACCGUGUCCUUCACCAAGGGUGAGCUCCCCAAGGCGUUGGCGGCCACGAAGGGCGUCACCGAUCCCUAUGGUUGGUCUGGUGAGCUUCUUGCCUCCAUCUACCGCAUCAAGGAGCACUUCAGUCAAGUCUUGGGCCCACGCCAGGGUUCUACCAGCGACCCGACUGCUCCUUCUGAUGGAGACGCGCCUCAGGGCCCCACCACCGCCACUGGAGGUCCUCAGGUUGCCUUGAACAAGAUCUUUCACCACAUUGCCAACAACACCGUGCCCGAGUCGAUUCGACAUGCCCUUUGCUCCAUCAACUACACUAUCCUGGAGAAGGCCAAUGGCAAGUUUCGACCCGUGGGCACGGAUUCCAUCUUCAACAAGGUUGUCAACCGCGCUCUGCUCGAGCAACAGCAGCCCCAUAUUGCCCACUUGCUACAGGCCAGUCCAGAGCUGGCCGUCGGAGUCAAGGACGGCAUUUCAGCAGCGUGCCUUCAACUACACCGACCGAGCACGGCUGCCGAGAUUGUGGCCGACAAGGUCCCUGGCCUCUUGCGCGCCUUUGAACGACACUAUGCUCGACCCACUACCCACUGCAUUGUCGACAAAUUCUUCAAGGUGAUUGACAUUGAUGUUGGCCAAGGCAUUGUGCAGGGCAACGAGCUAUCGCCCUUCUUCUUUGCCCUGUACUCCUGUGAGGUCCUGGGUCUCCUCGACACCACCACUGACUACCGCUGCAAGGUCAUCAAGUACCUCGACGACAUUGUACUGAUGGGUCCCGCGGAGGACGUGGCGGCCGACGUCGAGAUUGUCAAGGCUCGUGCAGAGUCUGCUGGCCUUCAUCUGCAGCCCAGUAAGAGCCGCUUCUACAUGCCUCGCCACCAUUCGGCUUCCAUCACUGCUAUCAAGUCUGUAUUGCCAGAUGCCGUGCGCGAGACGGCCAACACGGGCAUGACGGUCUUGGGAACGCCGAUUGGCCGUCGCGAGUGGAUGAAGAAGCAGCUGAACGACAAGGCAAAGCACAUUGCUGGCAAGCUCAAUGACAUGCUGACGACCGGUUACGUGCCUAGCCUCAUCAACCACCUCUACACGCUGCCCCCAAGUCUCACGUCGGGCUUGUCCGAGCUCUUGAACCGUGCUUGCAAGGACACCUUUGUCAAAGCCUUUUUUGCCAAGGUAAACCUGUCUGCACCGGCUGGAGCUGAAGGUCAUGACGUUACGCUGGAACAGCUCCUUGAGGCUCGCCUCUUCACACGGGCCAACACCGGGGGCUUUGGCCUGCACGACUUGGUUGAGCGCGGUCCGGUGGCUUAUGUCUGCAACAUGGCCAAGCUGGCCACUCGCUACCCUCGGGUCUACGAUCGACUCUUGAAGGAUGCAUCGAGGGCUGCCGACUUUGAGGUCCAUGUGCAGCGAGCUGGCUUCCAGAUGGCCACGGUCAAGGACGCGGCGACUCAGCGACCAGCUGAGAUCAUUGCCUUUCGCUCCAAGGCGGCACUGGACGACCUGAUGGCCAAGUGCGCGCUGGACCUGCAGCAGGCAUAUCUGGCCUCACGCGAGUGGGGCGUCAGCACUGUCUUGACCAUGCGGGGUCGAGACAAGUUGCGUCGAUUGAGCGACACGACCUUUGCCAUUGCGGUCGUGUCCAUGAUGGGUUUUGGCCUGCAUGAACUCAUCAACUUGCGUCGCUUGAGCGACACGACCUUUGCCAUUGCGGUCGUGUCCAUGAUGGGUUUUGGCCUCCAUGAACUCAUCAAUGUCAAGCCGACGGACAAGUGCCCGCUCUGCAGCAGCAAGACACCUCAGCCGCGACUGACCCGCGAGCACCUGUUGACCUGCCGUCCCAUCAAGCGUCACAACGCCCUUCGCGACGAGAUGGGCCGCCUGCUCAGGUACGCCACCCUCUCCCAUGUCUGGGUGGAAAAGUCUGGCUACAACGCCAACGGUCAGAGCUGCCGCAUCGACCUGCACUGCCGCAACCCCUUUCCCGGCGGUGCUCUGGGCCCAGCUCUGCCCGACCUGGGCAUUGACGUGACUGUGCGCACAGCCCAACCCCCGACCACCUCGCAAGCCUGCAUCAAGGUGGGCGCUGCCCUUCGCCGAGCCGAAAAGGAGAAGCGCGACUACUACACCGGUUUCAACCAUGGAAAAACUCUGAUCGUCCCUGCGGCGAUGACGACAACCGGUGGGUUCGCCUCCUCCUUUGUGGAUCUGCUUGGUCAGCUCGCCCGCUGCGCCGAGGCCCGUGGUGUGUACCAGCCGGGGCUGGAUGAGGCCUUUGUUCCUCGGUGGAAGGGUCGCUUUGCGGCGCUGGUCCAUCAGAUGAACGCUGACCACAUCCAGCGCCACUUUGGCGGUGUCUGCCUGCGCUCGUCCUUUGCUUUCAGCUCUGAGGUUCAAACACCUAAUUUAUAUCUGGUUAUACUUGGUAGUUUUGCUCGUGCCGUGAUUGGUAAUUCUGAGGUUCAGGCCGUGCGCGACCUCUUGGUACCGCCCGGGCUGACCCCGUACAUUGCUUCAACACCCGCCUCCACGUCUACACUGGCACCAGCCACGGCUGCGAGCUCCCCAACCGUGUCCUUCACCAAGGGUGAGCUCCCCAAGGCGUUGGCGGCCACGAAGGGCGUCACCGAUCCCUAUGGUUGGUCUGGUGAGCUUCUUGCCUCCAUCUACCGCAUCAAGGAGCACUUCAGUCAAGUCUUGGGCCCACGCCAGGGUUCUACCAGCGACCCGACUGCUCCUUCUGAUGGAGACGCGCCUCAGGGCCCCACCACCGCCACUGGAGGUCCUCAGGUUGCCUUGAACAAGAUCUUUCACCACAUUGCCAACAACACCGUGCCCGAGUCGAUUCGACAUGCCCUUUGCUCCAUCAACUACACUAUCCUGGAGAAGGCCAAUGGCAAGUUUCGACCCGUGGGCACGGAUUCCAUCUUCAACAAGGUUGUCAACCGCGCUCUGCUCGAGCAACAGCAGCCCCAUAUUGCCCACUUGCUACAGGCCAGUCCAGAGCUGGCCGUCGGAGUCAAGGACGGCAUUUCAGCAGCGGUUGGCAUGGCCUUUGGUGAGCUUCAAGCCUGUGAGUCUACCCCGGGCUGGACCAUGCUCUCCCUCGAUUUCAAGAGUGCCUUCAACUACACCGACCGAGCACGGCUGCACGAGAUUGUGGCCGACAAGGUCCCUGGCCUCUUGCGCGCCUUUGAACGACACUAUGCUCGACCCACUACCCACUGCAUUGUCGACAAAUUCUUCAAGGUGAUUGACAUUGAUGUUGGCCAAGGCAUUGUGCAGGGCAACGAGCUAUCGCCCUUCUUCUUUGCCCUGUACUCCUGUGAGGUCCUGGGUCUCCUCGACACCACCACUGACUACCGCUGCAAGGUCAUCAAGUACCUCGACGACAUUGUACUGAUGGGUCCCGCGGAGGACGUGGCGGCCGACGUCGAGAUUGUCAAGGCUCGUGCAGAGUCUGCUGGCCUUCAUCUGCAGCCCAGUAAGAGCCGCUUCUACAUGCCUCGCCACCAUUCGGCUUCCAUCACUGCUAUCAAGUCUGUAUUGCCAGAUGCCGUGCGCGAGACGGCCAACACGGGCAUGACGGUCUUGGGAACGCCGAUUGGCCGUCGCGACCUCAUCAACCACCUCUACACGCUGCCCCCAAGUCUCACGUCGGGCUUGUCCGAGCUCUUGAACCGUGCUUGCAAGGACACCUUUGUCAAAGCCUUUUUUGCCAAGGUGUAUGUCCAGUACAGUGUAAUGUGUGUGGACAAGGCGAUUGUCACAGAGGUAUCCAACCAGUCGAAGUGCAUACGAGAACAUGGAUUGAAGCAAGGCGAAGGAACAAGACAGAACAAGACAGAAGGAGGGAAGUGGAACGACCGAGGUCAAGAAGGAAAAUGGUACCGAUCCAGGGAGAUCGCUCCCAUUUAUAGCAGGUGGAAACACACACACACAGUGGAGACAGAGAAUGGACUAUCACACUGA